CAAAAAUAAAAAGGGGCCCUUACAGAUGCUGUAUAUGAAGUACCAUGUUGUGGUAAUGGCGCAUGUAGCUGUAAGAGGGAGAAGCAAAACAUGCUGCAGCAGUCAAGUAACGAUGACUUUACAGGAAGUUCUGAUUCUAACAGAGAACACGUUCAAACCGCUCAGCACCCUAAAAAUGUUUUUAGCAUUUUUGCUAACUCAGCUUGAGUUUAACCUUUUUUUAAAAACAGUUAUAAUUGGCAUGUUAAAUUAUAAUGUACUUUUCAAUGCAAUGACACUUUAAAGGUUUAUAAUGCAAGCUCUGUAUUUAAAAAUGACUGUUUGUCUGCAGAACUAGAAAAUAUAGAUAUUUAACUAAAGUUCUUUAACUAAUAAUAAAGGAGCCCUACAAUCUCCCAACUUAAUUUAUAUUUUUGUGUUAUGAUAUCUAUUUAAAUAAUGCCUGUACAUUAUGUCACACUCCGCAGAUAUGACAGUAUUAGCACAAUAUAAGAAUCAAUAAGAACAUGGCUAGGUCAUCAGGAGCCCAUAUUCCACCACAGUUGUGUUGUUCCUGUCUCAGAUUUGAUACCACUGAGGAAUUUCUUUUGGAUUUGUUUGUUUUGCUGUCUUCAGUAGUUUAUUUGUCUGCUUUAUAGACAAGGAAUAGUGAUGUUUUCUAAGAACUCAUAUGUGGGAUGGGUGGGUUGGAUGAUUCUCUCUCUCUCUCUCUCUCUCUCUCUCUCUCAUCAUUUCCUCUUUUUCCUGCCACAUUUACAAGGCUGAACUUCUGUUCAGCAACAAAACGAGAUCAGCAAACACAAACAUUACAAUUUCCAAUUUCUCAGCACAACUUGGAAAAUGCACUGAAUGAUUAGCUGUGGCACUUGUAUGAGCAAAUCACAAAAAAGGACAAUGAACAAGCCAAAGAGUGCCGAUCCAGAAUGCUUCUCUCUGGAGAUGGAUGACAGGACAGAUGAGGAGAGAGCAAAGGCCAAAGCAGCCAAGAAGGCGUUCGGGAAGGGAUGCCCGGAGAGGCACAGGAUGCCGAUGGACACCGAUUUCCUAGAGGAUCAUGGAGAUAUUCCAAGCCAAAUCCGAUUCAACCUGAACUUCAAUAAAAAAAUACAAGGGAUACAAGAAGAUCACGAACAGCGAAAGAAAGUAAGAUUUGACCUUAAACGCUUGUUUGAGGCGGUGUCCAGCGGUAACGUGGCAAACCUCGAUGGCCUGCACGACUACCUAAAACACACAAACAAAAAGCUCACAAACACUGAAUACCGGCCCAAUGGUAAGACAGCACUUCUGAAAGCCCUGUUAAACCUGAGAAAUGGAGAGAAUGAAACAAUAGAGUACUUACUGGACAUUGCAGAGAAAAUGGAUUAUCUGAAGGAGUUUGUGAAUGCCGCAUAUACUGACUGCUACUAUGAAGGGCAGACGGCUCUUCACGUAGCCAUUGAGAGGAGGAGUAAGCGCUUCGUGGAGCUGCUUAUUCAGAAAGGGGCUGAUGUCUAUAAAAAGGCUUGUGGCAGCUUUUUCCAACCACACGGUGGAACAUGUUUCUACUUCGGGGAGCUUCCGUUGUCUCUGGCGGCAUGCACCAAUCAGAAGGAGAUAGUAGAUCUGCUGAUGGACAACCCUUACCAGAAAGCAGAUGUGAGGCAGAGGGACUCUCAGGGCAACACGGUUCUCCAUGCUCUCGUGGUGGUGGCCGACAACAGUCCCGAGAACACAGAUUUCAUCAUAUCUAUGUAUGACUACAUCCUUUCAAAGGACAUUCAUCUGAAUCCCAGGCAUGGAAAUCUGGAGGACAUAAUGAAUUUCCAGGGGCUAAGUCCCAUCAAGCUGGCUGCAAAGACUGGAAAAAUUGGGCUGUUUGAACACAUUCUGCAUCGCGAGUUCCAGGAUGAAGCAUGCAGACACCUUUCUCGAAAGUUCACCGAGUGGGCAUACGGCCCUGUGUAUGCCUCUCUCUACGACCUGGACUCUCUUGAUACCUACCAGAAAAACUCUGUCCUGGAGAUAGUUGUUUAUGGAACAGAGACACCUCAUCGCCUCGAGAUGCUCCAAAUCGAACCCCUUAAUAAACUGCUGGAGGACAAAUGGGACAGAUAUGCCCACAGGAUCUUCUUUACUAAAUUCAUCAUUUAUCUCUUCUACCUCUGCAUCUUCACAGUCAUGUGCUGUAUACACAAGGGCAUGAAGCACCCAUUUCAGAACGGGAUCGAAAACUACCUGCUUUUUACGGGACAGGUCAUCAUCAGCAUUGGAGCAGUCUACUUCUUCUUUAAAGGGCUGAUGGACAUAAAGAGAAAACGUCCAAGCCUGCAAACGCUGAUGAUAGACGGCUAUUCUGACAUACUCUUUUUCUUUCAGGCACUGUUCUUCCUGGUUGCUGCAGGCCUGUAUUUAUGCAAGCAGGACACGUACGUGGCCUUUCUCGUGGUCUCCCUGGCCAUGAGCUGGAUCAACCUCCUCUACUUCUCCAGAGGCUCCCGCCACAUGGGGAUCUACAGCGUUAUGAUCCAGCGGAUGAUCUUGGGAGACAUCCUGCGCUUCCUCUUUGUCUACUUUGUCUUUCUCUUCGGAUUCUCAGCAGCGGUGGCGACGCUUCUUAACGAACCCGAGGAGAACAGCACAUCUACGCUGGGUCGGCAGAACGCCACGAAGCAGGGGCGGACCCUGUACACCCAGGUCCCGGACUCCACGGGCUGCAAGGAGCCCACCUACAAAGACAUCUACUUCACCACGCUGGAGCUGUUCAAGUUCACCAUAGGCAUGGGUGACCUGGAGUUCACCGAGGAUUACAAAUACAAGCACGUGUUCUACCUGCUGCUCAUUAUGUACAUAGUGCUCACGUACAUCCUGCUUCUGAACAUGCUGAUCGCCCUCAUGAGCAAGACGGUGGAAAAGAUGUCCAAGGAGAGCACCCGGAUCUGGAAGCUGCAGCGUGCCAUCACCACCAUUGACCUGGAGAGGACUCUCCCUCAGUGCCUGAAGACAAAGCUGCGUUCGGGAGUGGAGAAAGACCUGGGCAGGAAGGAGAAAGACCUGCGCUGGUGUCUCAGAGUGGAGGAAGUCAACUGGAACAAAUGGAACAGCAACCUGGGCAUCAUCAAUGAGGAUCCUGGGAACUUCAACAAGAUGCCGGACUCGUCCGUCAGGCAUCCAGGAGACAACAGCUGGCGCGGAUUCCUGAGGGACUUCAGCCGGAAGAGGCCCAACAUCCAUGUCUACGAAGAAGAGCGCGAGAUCAGCCCCCUGGCGACUGCCUCCGUCUGACAGAGCAGUGCACCACAACAAAUACCAUCACACUAGGGCUCGAGAAGGGCUGUCCUGAGUACAGAUGGAUGCGGGUCUGGUUGACAGGUGGCCAGAUCUGCUGUUGAUGUGCCCGACUGCAAUGUUUAAAUCUAACCCAACUCUAUGGAACAUGGUAGUAAUAUUCAAGGGUUUUGUUUGUUUGUUUGUUUGUUUGUUGUUUUUUAUGACUGGGUUUUUUUGUUUUUUUGGGGGGGGAACUAAAUGCUGUAAGGGAGCAGAUCUCCAAGAGCCAAGCAAGCCAGCCCUGCUUUAACAGUGUUAAAAAGAUCUAAUAACUGUAACUGCAAUGUAACAAUCAGUGAGGAAUCACAUAUAUUUAACAUAUAGUAUAUACAACUACAUGGUGAGUGCAUUUCUGAGGGAAAAAAUCUUUAUUCAUUGCGCAACUAAAAUACAAUUUUAAAAAGAAACCUGGCUGUAGUUAUACUUCAAAGUUACACUCUGAGAGCCUGGUGAGUUUGAAUGUCAUGUUUUUAACAUAGCCAUCUUGGUAGGUGUAAUGAACAGCUAUAAUUCAAUUUAAUGUAAUUAAACAAUAUGAAGAAUG
Molecule: messenger RNA, 3850 nt
Organism: Electrophorus electricus (electric eel)
Lineage: Eukaryota; Metazoa; Chordata; Actinopteri; Gymnotiformes; Gymnotidae
Gene: trpv1
Product: transient receptor potential cation channel, subfamily V, member 1
Biological process (GO): calcium ion import across plasma membrane
Cellular component (GO): plasma membrane
Molecular function (GO): protein binding; calcium channel activity
Source: RefSeq, a predicted model, not a curated record